AUGGCCAAAUGCAUCCUCAAGCAGUCACUGCAGGCUCUCGACUUUCUGCAUGACAACGGUAUCGCUCAUGGGGACCUCCAUCCGGAAAAUAUCCUCUUUGCCCUAAACGAAAUCGACUCCAAGUCUAAGGGGCGCUCAGACAAGACGAAGACGCUAGACGCGAAGCAGGAUAAGUGGGCUCCUUGCUACCUCUGUAUUCCGCAGUCAUUGGCCACAUUUACCUCAUCAUGGCCAAGGUUUCAAGGUCAAGUUUUCCGACAUGGCGGCGCAUACUUCCUGAUGAGUCCGCCAGCAAGGCCCGUUACACCUCUGGGCCUCCGAGCCCCGGAGCUAAUCCUCUGCGGAACUGUCAGCAAAACGCUUUACAUCUGGGCCUGGGGCUGCGUCGUCUCUGAGCUAGUCACCGGCGAACCACUCUUCUGCGUUCCCGGGGACGGUUUCGAAGACGACGAACAUCUCCCGGGACUCAUUGAGCAACUCAGCCCUUUGCCUGAUGAGUCCUUCCAGAAGAGGGAGUCCUCUUCACUUUACUUCACGCCCGACGGGAGGCGUUUCAACUCCCUGCUCGACGGCGUUGCAGGGGGAGAAGAGCCGCUUGUCCUGGAGCAGGAGACGGUGGACGAGCGCAGCAAGGUGAAAUCACUGCUUCGACGGGUUUUGCAGUAUGAUUGA
This is a messenger RNA of Parathielavia appendiculata, 672 nucleotides long. Its product is annotated as kinase-like protein. The transcript has 4 exons. The record is from RefSeq and is a predicted model, not a curated record. Gene Ontology annotation, biological process: protein phosphorylation. Gene Ontology annotation, molecular function: protein kinase activity; ATP binding. Lineage: Eukaryota; Fungi; Ascomycota; Sordariomycetes; Sordariales; Chaetomiaceae. Bases 1 to 672 code for a protein of 223 amino acids.